Messenger RNA from Lates calcarifer (barramundi perch), 4162 nucleotides. It is a transcript of the gene cd40lg, whose product is annotated as CD40 ligand. Gene Ontology annotation, cellular component: membrane. Gene Ontology annotation, molecular function: tumor necrosis factor receptor binding. The record is from RefSeq and is a predicted model, not a curated record. Lineage: Eukaryota; Metazoa; Chordata; Actinopteri; Centropomidae. The transcript has 4 exons. Gene Ontology annotation, biological process: immune response. Bases 104 to 811 code for a protein of 235 amino acids.
AGUAGUGAGAGUAAAACUCAGUUGCUUGUGAGAGCAGCAGUUCAUAAGUGCAUGGCAUGUCAGGGACGCCAGGCAACUCUACAUUUCAUCACUCCUCUCUACCAUGAUCAACACUUACCAGACCAGCCUGGCUCCUCCGCCGGUGCCUCCGCGCCUCAACAGGUCCCACCCGGUCCUCAUCCCAGCUCCACUUCCAUCACCAGGCCACAACAAGCCUCUCAUCCGAUUCUUGGUUGGUGUAGUGGUGCUGCAUUUAUUGCUGUCUGUUGGAGGAUUCAUCUAUCUGUACACUGAAAAAAUGGAAAAACAAUCACCACAAAAUCCUCCCUCAACUGAAGGAGGAAAAGCUGCCUUUCACUCGGCAGAAAAACAGGAAACUUUCUACAAAGCCUUGGCAGGCAUGGUGGUUCUCUCGGAAACAGCAGAUAAAGCUACAUCUGGUUAUCUCCAGUGGGACACGAACCACUCAGUUCGUAGGAACAUCAACUAUUUCUAUGGCAGUUGGUUGACCGUCCUGCAGUCUGGUGACUACUACGUCUACUCCAGGGUGACAUUCUCCAAGGGUGACGCGGUGAACCCACUGACCAGCAGAAUCAUGCUGAGGAAGAGCAAGACAGAAAAGGAAAAGAUUGUGAUGCAGGCCUACUGCAGCCUGGGCAGCCACCCUGGGAAAUCGUCUGGUCUGUGCACGGCCACACAGGGAGAGGUGAUCAGACUGGAGAAGGGAAACCAGCUCGGUGUCUGGACAGAAAACCUUUCACUGGUGAGCUAUACUGAAGGAGCCACAACCUUUGGGAUGUACCAACUGUAGGACUUUUAUAUGAGCAUGUGCACGGACCUAAGCUGAAGACUUUUUAGGUGGAUGGACUUGGAUAUAAAUCUACUGAGAACACUGUUAAAUACUCUGGAUCGGUAAUCAUUUUCAUGGAUUUCAGAGACAAAGACCACAUUCCUAAACUAUAAUUUAUUAAAUUAGAUAUAAUUGUGUGUUGUAUUUCUGUGGUAGUAUUGAGAAUGGUUGUUCUGUAUUUAUUGAUGUAAAUGAGAAUGUAUGACUGUGAAAUGAAACUUUUCUAUUUAAUCUAAAAUAUUUCUUCUCUCAUCAGUUUGUCUUGCAUCUACCCAUUUAAGGAGAGAGUUAGAAGUAAAGGAGAUACAGACAUUAGACUAAAGCACCACAUAUUAUAUAUUUUUAGUGUUGGAUUACACCGGCAUACUGUGUGCACAUGCAGAAUAUUUUAAAUAGUGUAAAAAAAAAAGAUGUGUUGCCAUUUUUGGUUAAAAAAAAGAAAAAAGUUUUAGUCCUAAAAAUAAUCAGUGUUGAGAUGCUUAAGGGUCAGGGUUACCAAACAGGUUAAAAAUAUUCAGGUCAUCAUUAUGAGCAUAGUUAAAUUUGUUGAAGACCACCAAUACUCUUCUGACAUAACCAAAAUAAUCCUCUAUUUCCUACUCAAAACUCAGACUUUUAUCAUCAUAAUGUACAAAACCCACUGCAUGGUGUGUUCUAGUUCAGUCUGUUCCACUAUGGUUUUGAAUUUCUAGGACACAGGAAACCACACGGCAAACAUGCAUCUUCUCAUGAUGUUAAGCCACAAGAAACAAGACCAUUCAAGAUGUAGGUUACCUCUUUAGAGGGUUAACUAUCAUCAUUAAUACCUAUCAUUUUGAAAGUGUAUGUGUGUAUUUAUAUACAUAUAUAUAUAUAUAUCUAUGUGCAUCAAACUGCUUGUGGUUUUCAGUGGUAUGGGAAAGAUCACCUCUGUGGGAAACAAUUUCAGUGUCAGCAUGUGAUUAUUUUAAGGACAACGCAAGUGUUUUUCUAAAUCACCUACAUGUUAUUCUACUGCUGAUAAUUAUCUCAAAGCAAGCUGCAGACUUUCCACUUUUGUCAUAUAUUUUUCCCUCUUUCCAAGCAGCCAUUGGUUUCCAUUCAUUUCCAUACAGUGCAUGAAUCAUUAUUAUUUUUCAGACUCUUGAAACUUGAGUUGUGUAAUCCAUCACAAUGAACUUUUUUCAUUCCUGCUCUUUACUGUUGUGCUGGUACAGUACACACAAAUGACUAUAGUCAUUAUAUAUUCCACAGAGUUAAGAUUCACUGUGAUGGAUUACACUACUAAAGCAAUAUUUGAGUCAGUGCCAUUUGAUUACUAUGUAAAAUUGAAUUUAGACCAUUGGCGGCCUAAAAGGGAGGAAAAAGUAUUACAAAAUCUGAAACACUACAGCAUGGUUUUUGAUAGUUUUCAGUAAUGUGAAGUAUUCUGGAUUUGUAGUAAAUGAAAGGGGGAAAACAUGAAAAAUCACCUGUGUAAAUACACACGUACAGUUCAGACGCUGACCUGUUUUUUUAUUUAAUCACUUCCUACACCAUGUUCUACAGGUAUGAGUUAAAAGUAACUUUAACCUGUUUGGUGACUAAUACAAGGUUUUAAAAAUACUGGGUGAGUAAUCUAAAAAAGUUCUACCCCUCCUUGCAAGACAUCAAAAGUAGAAUGCAAUGCAGUGCAAAUCUAAAGUCAGCACUUCAGACAGUGUUUCACAUGAGUAGAACAGCAUGGAAAAUGUGAAUAUCUAUGGAGGUGUGUACAGAUGCAGAGGCGACGCACUCUCACAGGAUGUCAUCUAUUCUAGUCACUCCUUCCAUGUAAAGGGUUUCUUGCUACCGAAUCUGAAUCAACCUACAAAUUCCUGAACCGCACAUGUGCUGAGUGCUGCAUGGAAAAGCCUCACUUGGUGGAUUUUCCAGUAUGAAUGAGGGAACACUCGGUUCAUGCCGUGUGGUUCGUAAAACGGGUUUGAAAUCUUUUGGAGUUUUCCAUUUCUCACUUUGUGAAAUUGAUGUCGAAAGUUAAACUCCACUUGUUAUAUUAAAUUUUUAAUAAAAGAAUGACCAUACCAAACAUAAAGUACAGAGUGUCUAGAAAAAAAAGCAAUACAAUACUUGCAACAACAAUAAUUGCAUAGAACAACCUUUCAAAAAUAAUACACACAGUGGUCUGGAGACGUAAUUUCAAAUAAAGAAAGAUGAAACCGGAGUUCAGCCCCCUCCCACCAGUAAGUGCUCACUGAGGCUAUUGGGAAUUGAAAACUACAGUAAGUUAUACUUGAUGAAAACAAUUUAAAAUACAGAAAAAGCAACGUUAAUCUCAACAGCAAAGAUAUGAUGAGACAGAGUCACACAUCUUUACAGGUGGUGGAGUCUCUGUAAGAGAAUCUGCUUGCUAACUGUAUGUCCAGACAGGAACAGUGCACCUGUGCAAGAAUUUACCUUGCUUUAGUGCCCUCGAGCAAGACAGCGACUCUGCUGCAGGUGUACCAGUGCUGCCUUGUACCCUACACAGUGCUCUGACCUCCCUGUAAAGAGGUGCACCAAAAACAGCACUUCCCAACAGGGGUUGUACAGUAUUACAGUAUUAUUACAUUUUGUAUCAUUUGUAAUGAAAAUUUGGACCUGGUCAGCGAAACUUGAAACAAUCAUCAAUAGCAAGAGACUUGAUUAAAUAAAGGCAAAUGGAACAUAAUGAGCAGCCUAACAGCGUGGUGGCUAAACCACAUGGCCUGGCCCUUUUGGUUAAUAAAUUGGGUUAAUUCAUUCAUUAUUGCAGUUUAUCCAAAUCUGGCCAACCAUGCUGGGACUAACCCAGAGGUCAGUCAGUAAAGCAGUCACUUAUUGCAUUUCAAUAGCAUCCACUGCUGCUCUGCAGUAGAUAACAGUGUUGACAGUGCACACACAGCUCAACCACAUGAGGAAAUGUACCGCUGUGGGUCCUUGCAAAGAGGCUGCAUCUUAAAUAGCAAGCAGAGCCCUGUUUGUUUUUUCAGACCCGAUAUACGACCAAUAAGCUUGAGCCAUUCUCAUUAAAAUAUUACAACUAUCCAUCUCCGACACUUUCAGUAUAAAUCACGCGUUUAGUCCCAGUCUGGUCUUAAACUCUCUUUAAGUUUAUUGACCCCUUUGGGAGGCACUUAAACAGUUGAGCUCUACUCUAUGCCAACAAAUAAAUCUCUCCGUUUAUUUCCUCAGUCUGUCUCCAUCAGCUCUGCGGGAACUUGCUAGGAGGCCGUAGAGGAUGCACACAAAAACCUCAGACUCAUUAUUUAAGUCAUAUUUCCUCUUUUGUGAUGAAAAACAUGUCUAUUUUCCCUUGGCCAUACAAGGAUAUUU